Ichthyophthirius multifiliis is the source of this 817-nucleotide messenger RNA. RefSeq names its product zinc finger lsd1 subclass family protein, putative. The annotation marks the transcript as partial. The record is from RefSeq and is a predicted model, not a curated record. NCBI's taxonomy places the organism in Eukaryota, Ciliophora, Oligohymenophorea, Hymenostomatida. The transcript has a single exon.
GUUCAUCGGUGUGGAUUUAUUGUUUCUGGUACUAAUGGAGCAAUUCAUGUUACAAGAUGUAAUACAUAUAAACUUUUAGGAGGAUAUGAUGUAUGUGGAAAAAAUUGUGUUUUACAAAAUACAUUUAGAUCAAAUUUACCUGUUUAUUAAUAUAAAAUUGAAUUUUAAUAUAUUAUGAUCGAUUAAUGGGAUGAUAAGGUAGAAAAUAUUACAAUAAAUGGAGUUAUUGCAUAGACUCUUUAGAAAGAUACAACUGCAUCGACUAGUUUAUGUGGAGGACCAACUAAUGAAAAAAUAUAAAAGGUGGAAAUAUAUUAUUAAACAAGUGAAAGAAUAAUUAAUGUUACAUUUUCUAAUAAUUUAAAUUUAGACGCUAGUAUUUAAUCUUUUGGAAUAAAUGAAUUAAUAGUUACUGGUUUUUAAUGUAUGUCUUAGUGUGCUUAAUGUACUGAUCAUACUUCAUGUGAUUUAUGCAAUCCUGGAUUUUUUUAUAAUGAUUCUUAAUGCAUUAAUUCAUGCCCAGGAAGAAAAUUCGAAAAUGCAGUAUCUAGAACUUGUGAUGAUUGCAAUAAUAGAUGUGCAAGUUGUUCUGAUGCGAUUAAUUGUGAUUCUUGCUUUGAGAAUAGAGUUUCUUAAUAAUGUAUUUGUCCUUAAUAUUCCUAUGAUCCUAAUGCUUUCGAUUAAGCCUGUAUUAUAUGUUCUACUUUUUCAACUGGAUGUGCUACAUGCAGUGCAACGGAAUGUCUUACAUGCAUAGCCCCUUAAUAUUUUUAAUUAAACCAAAAUAAAUAAUGUGAUUCAUGCUUAAAUAUAACGA